AUGGCCGGCGGCCGCAAGAAUAAGUCUUCAGGCCCAGCGCCUCCGUCCAAGACCCUCGUACUCGAUAAUGGCGCAUACACCAUCAAGGCUGGCUUUGUGUCCGACGAGCUCACCGAGGAGCCUCGAAUCAUCCCCAAUUGCGUCGCCCGCGAUCGAGCAAGAAAGAUUUAUGUAGGGUCGGAUCUUGACAAGUGCCGCGACUUUGGAGAGAUACAGUUCCGCCGCCCCGUCGAAAAGGGCUUCAUAGUCAAUUGGGAGGCACAGAAGGAGAUUUGGGAUCACGAAUUCUUCGACGAUAAAGCACCACAAAAAUGCGAUCCGUCUGAGACCAGGCUUCUUCUUGCAGAGCAGCCCAACUCGCUCCCUACCUUACAGUCGAAUUGCGACCAAAUUGUUUUUGAAGAAUAUCAGUUUGCAAGCUACUACCGAGGCAUAGGAGCUGCAUUUAAUGCAUACCAUGAUGUCCAAGGCAUUCUCCAGACACCUCGAGACCCGAACACGGUUCCCCAGCUGCCGGCCGAAGUCGUGCUUAUAAUCGAUUCUGGCUAUUCCAACACCAUUGUUAUGCCUCUCCUCAAUGGUCGGCCCCUGCAUUCAGCUGUCCGCAGACUCGAUGUUGGCGGAAAGCUCUUGACAAACCACCUAACUCGCCUGCUAUCGCUCCGCUACUACGACAUGAGGAACGAUACGUACAUUGUAAAUGAGAUUAAAGAGCAAGCCAGCUACGUCUCGCUGGAUUUCAACGGCGAUCUUGAGAAGACAUGGAAGGGAACACGGGGCGAGAAGAGAGAACCGUACUUGACCGGAGCUGGCAUCGCCAAGGACUAUGUCUUGCCUGACUUCCACACGCGUACAAAUGGCAUUGUCAGAGACUAUGACCCAGCCAUGCAUACAAAGUCGAAGAAAAUAGCGGCACGUGCCGCGGACAACGAUGAGGACAUUCUGACCCUGCGGAACGAACGUUUCUCUGUGCCUGAACUGCUUUUCCAACCUUCCGACAUAGGGCUGCGUCAACCUGGUCUGGCCGAUGUCAUCAUGCAGUCGCUGUCCGAGCUGCCAAUUGGCCUAUGGCCAGGACUGCUGGCUAACAUAGUAGUUGUCGGUGGCAACGCCUUGUUCCCUGGGUUCAUCCAGCGUCUUGAGAAGGAACUUGUCAAGAAGGUCCCCGAUGCUUGCAUUGUCAGGGUUGCACAUCCGGUUGAUCCAAUCACGAGUACAUGGCGUGGUGGCGCAAAUCUGGCCAAACACGCUGACAUUUUGAAAUAUUCUGCCACUAAACAAGAGUACGAAGAGUACGGCGGCGCCUGGGUCGCGCGCAAGUUUGCCACAGGAAGCACCGGCGACUGA
This is a messenger RNA of Colletotrichum truncatum, 1347 nucleotides long. Its product is annotated as actin. NCBI's taxonomy places the organism in Eukaryota, Fungi, Ascomycota, Sordariomycetes, Glomerellales, Glomerellaceae. Gene Ontology annotation, molecular function: nucleosome binding. Gene Ontology annotation, cellular component: Swr1 complex. The record is from RefSeq and is a predicted model, not a curated record.